UGCAGACAUCCGGCGAAAGAGAAACUCUUCGUAUUUGCGGAAAAGAAAAUAUGCGCAAAGUAACAAAACACAAGUUGGUUAAAAUAAGAAGCGCCAACGAGGCCAGAAAAUACGGAAUUGCGGCUACUAACCUGAAGGAGCUGGUUAAAAAAGCAUGUAGUUUACUUAAGGUAUCCAACUCCAAAGUACAUGUGUGCUUAUUCGAGGACGGAACAGUAGUUACUGAAGAGUAUUUUCAAAAUCUUCCUGAUAACACUGAACUUGUCCUCCUGCCUGAGGGACAGAGCUGGAAUGGACUUGUUCAUGACAUAAAUCAAGUCCUGGGUUUGGACAGAGGCGCAGACCUGAUCCGUGCAGCCAGAGAUCUUCUGUCAGAUGAACGUUCUCCCAAACGGCGCAGAAUACUGGGAGACCUUCUGAGGAACCUGACUGACAAUUCAGAGGUGGAGAACAGAGAAGAUGAUAAGGAAUGGUUUGAAGGAAUCGAUGCCCGGUUUAAAACCAAGUCUGCGUACAUGAAGUAUAACUGUGAGAGCAGAAUCCGAGGAUAUUUGAAAGAGGUUGAUGGAUAUACGCAGACUAUUCCAAAUGCCAAGACAAAAAGUGAAUAUAAAAAGGUGGUGGGGAUCCUGGCAGAGAAGCUGAAGGCGGCACGGUAUAAUGGCACAUAUUUUGACAGAUCAGAGAGGGACGACCACAGACUCUGCACUGAGGAGGGCUGGUUUACCUGCCAGGGCGCAUUUGACGAGAGCAACUGCGUGUUUCUUCACUCAAUAAACCCAUACGGGAGCCGCGAGAGCAGAAUCCUCUUCAGCACCUGGAAUCUAGACCACCUGAUAGAAAAGAAGAGGACAGUCAUCCCCACGCUCGCCGAGGCACUGAAGGGCAAUAAGAGCGGCCAUAUAAACGUGGAUUAUUUUUACAAACUGUUAUUCACAAGGGAAAAUCUCAAGCUCGUUCAUAUCGUCUGCCACAAGAAAGGGGCCCAUGAGCUCAGCUGUGACUCCCGAAAAAUCUACAAACGGGUCAGGAGGAUUGUGAAAUGAAAGCAUGUCCGUAAUCCUCUUAUGAAAUGUGCUGCUUGGUGUGAAAGUUUCAAGCACUGAGAUCCUCAGGGCCAUUUUAUUUUAUUAUGAGGUUAUAUAGCGUUUCAGGUAUACACUUUUUUUAAUUGUAUCUUUUAGUUUCGGCUAUAAACCAAUUUUUGUACCAAAGCAACAUUUUUUCAGGGUUUUUAUAACUGUGACUGAUUUUAUAUGCAAGUUUUAUUGAUUUAUAUUUAGCACUAAAUGUCUUUGAGUCACGUGUUUAAUCUUGUACAGUUAAUGUUACACAUAGCACUUCCAUCAACAAACAGUAGCCUUACUGUACAAAAUAUAAAUCAAGAGAUGUUUUCCAAAGCUGUUAAUGAGAUUUAUUUUCUCUGGACGGAGUAUUGUAGCUUUCACAUGAUAAUACACGGAUGAUUUGCCAUUAAAUAAGUUCACGAAAAAUUGCAUGUCAUAUACAUAAAGUAUUUGGUAGCAAAACAAA
This is a messenger RNA of Puntigrus tetrazona (Sumatra barb), 1533 nucleotides long. RefSeq names its product DNA fragmentation factor, beta polypeptide (caspase-activated DNase) (gene dffb). NCBI's taxonomy places the organism in Eukaryota, Metazoa, Chordata, Actinopteri, Cypriniformes, Cyprinidae. Bases 51 to 1046 code for a protein of 331 amino acids. Gene Ontology annotation, biological process: apoptotic process; apoptotic DNA fragmentation. The transcript is spliced from 7 exons. Gene Ontology annotation, molecular function: DNA endonuclease activity. Gene Ontology annotation, cellular component: cytoplasm; nucleus. The record is from RefSeq and is a predicted model, not a curated record.